Messenger RNA from Phlebotomus papatasi, 2164 nucleotides. It is a transcript of the gene TM9SF4, whose product is annotated as transmembrane 9 superfamily member 4. The transcript is spliced from 6 exons. Gene Ontology annotation, cellular component: membrane. Bases 135 to 2000 code for a protein of 621 amino acids. Gene Ontology annotation, biological process: protein localization to membrane. Lineage: Eukaryota; Metazoa; Arthropoda; Insecta; Diptera; Psychodidae. The record is from RefSeq and is a predicted model, not a curated record.
GACCGAAGGAAUAUGACCACAUUUCGGCCACAUUGUGACAGCUGGCAAUGGCGUUUUUAAGUGGGUGAUAUUUUUGAUCUCGAUAAAAAGUAGAAAUUCCAGUGAAAUUGAAUCACAUUUGUAAAUGAAAAGACAUGGAAAUUAAGGCAAUCCUGGUGACACUGUUCCUCCACUGUGUCGACUCCUUCUACGUUCCGGGUGUUGCUCCUGUGGAAUUCGUGAAGAACCAGAAGAUCGACGUGAAGGCAGUCAAGAUGACCAGUACCCACACUCAAUUGCCCUAUGAGUACUAUUCACUGCAGUUCUGUCUGCCAAAGAACGGGACGCUGGAGUACAAGACGGAGAAUUUGGGGGAAGUUCUCCGGGGAGAUCGGAUUGUCAAUACGCCCUAUGAGGUGCGAAUGGCCGAGAACAUCCCCUGCAAGUUGCUCUGCAAUGAAAAAGACCGGCCACUCAACUGGGACCGACAGCAAUCCAUCAAAGUGGCUGAGAGGAUAAAACACGAAUACUUCGUGCAUUUACUCGUGGACAACUUGCCAGUGGCCACGAGAAUCAUCAAUCCAGACUCCAUGGAAGUUCAAUUUGAGCAUGGAUAUCGUCUGGGGCAGGUUGAGGCUGAUCAUGCCUUCAUCAACAACCACUUGAAGCUCAUUCUUUCCUACCACAUGCACACAAAAGACAAAUACCGCGUGGUGGGCUUCGAAGUGGAGACACUGUCUGUGAAUGCCAAAGAACUCCGUUUUGAGGGAAAUACGUGUAUACUGCCGGACAAUCCCAAGCCCCAGGAAGUGAGUUUGUCCAGCAAUACACAGCUCUAUUUCACGUAUUCGGUGGAAUGGAAGGAGAGUGCUGUUAGUUGGGCAUCUCGCUGGGACAUCUACUUGGGCAUGAAUGAUGUUCAGAUCCAUUGGUUCAGCAUUAUUAACAGCCUGGUAGUUGUCUUCUUCCUGUCCGGCAUCCUCACGAUGAUCAUGGUGAGGACGCUAAGACGUGAUAUUGCUCGCUACAAUACAGACGAUAACUUCGAGGAUACUCUCGAAGAAACGGGCUGGAAGCUCGUUCAUGGUGAUGUCUUCCGACCUCCGCGGCAUCCGCGGCUCUUUGCCGCUGUUAUCGGAAGUGGCAUUCAGAUCUUCUUUAUGGCCCUCAUCACUAUCUUCUUCGCUAUGCUUGGCAUGCUGUCACCGGCAUCCCGUGGUGCCCUUAUGACAUCGGGCAUUUUCCUCUAUGUCUUCAUGGGCCUCAUUGCGGGCUACUUCUCGGCUCGCCUCUACAAAACCAUGAAGGGACGCGAGUGGAAGAGAGCUGCUUUCCUCACAGCUACACUCUAUCCGGGCAUUGUCUUUGGGACGGGUUUCUUCCUCAACUUCUUCAUCUGGGAUAUACAUUCGAGUGGCGCAGUACCGUUCAGUACGAUGCUAUCGCUGCUGUGCCUGUGGUUUGGCAUUUCGUUGCCACUAGUCUACCUGGGCUACUACUUUGGCUACCGAAAACAGGCGUAUCAGCAUCCUGUUCGCACCAAUAUGAUUCCACGUCAGGUACCGACGCAGCAUUGGUACAUGAAUGUAGCCCUAUGUACUCUGGUGGCCGGAAUUCUGCCGUUCGGAGCUGUGUUCAUAGAAUUAUUCUUCGUGUUCUCGGCCAUCUGGCAGAACCAGUUCUACUACCUGUUUGGAUUCCUCUUUCUGGUGUUCUGCAUCUUGGUGGUGAGCUGUGGUCAGAUCUCCAUUGUGAUGACGUACUUCCAGCUCUGUGGCGAAGACUACAGAUGGUGGUGGCGGACGUUCAUUGUGUCGGGUGGAUCGGCUGUAUAUAUCUUCUUCUAUAGCAUCUUCUACUUCUUCACAAAGCUCGAGAUUACGGAAUUUAUUCCAACAUUACUCUACCUGGGCUACACGGGUCUCAUGGUGGUAACAUUCUGGCUUCUAACUGGCACAAUUGGCUUCUUCUCUGCCUACAGUUUCAUUCGUAAAAUCUACGGCGCUGUCAAAAUCGACUGAAGAGAACCUCAGUAGGAAAAAUCUCCUAUAUACUCCCUCAAAAUACCCACUCUCUAUCCCCAUCAUUUUAAUUUAAUUUAAUUAUUUACAAUUAAUAUAAUGCGAAAUGUAUAAUCACUACUGUAGAGAAUAACAAAUGAAACGAAGUAAAUUUAUUGUAUUAA